Molecule: messenger RNA, 444 nt
Organism: Helobdella robusta
Lineage: Eukaryota; Metazoa; Annelida; Clitellata; Rhynchobdellida; Glossiphoniidae
Exons: 6
Coding region: 1-444 (147 amino acids)
Biological process (GO): ubiquitin-dependent protein catabolic process; protein polyubiquitination
Cellular component (GO): nucleus
Molecular function (GO): ubiquitin conjugating enzyme activity
Source: RefSeq, a predicted model, not a curated record
AUGGCUCUAAAAAGAAUAAAUAAAGAAUUACAGGACAUGACAAAGGAUCCUCCUUGUGGUUGUUCCGCUGGGCCUGUUGGUGAUGAUUUAUUUCAAUGGCAAGCAUCGAUAAUGGGACCACCUGACAGCCCAUAUCAAGGAGGUGUUUUUUUCCUUACAAUUCAUUUUCCUACAGAUUACCCUUUCAAGCCUCCAAAGGUUGCUUUUACAACGCGAAUAUACCAUCCAAACAUAAAUAGCAAUGGAAGUAUAUGCUUAGAUAUUUUAAGAUCACAAUGGUCACCUGCACUAACAAUCAGUAAAGUUUUGCUGUCAAUUUGUUCAAUGCUGACUGAUCCCAAUCCUGACGAUCCACUUGUCCCUGAAAUUGCCAAACUGUACAAAACAGACCGCACAAGAUACAACCAACUGGCCAAAGAAUGGACUGGGAAAUAUGCUAUGUAA